GAUGUACUGUUGACUUUAGUUAUUUACAGUCAGUGAUCCUUAAAAAGCCAAGACGCUUCGCGGUCAGUGCCGACGUUUACGGCGUGGGUCAUGCCGAGAUGCUUGGCCACCCUCGUUGAUUCGGUUCCCGGUCCUCGGACUGCCGGACCGUUCAGCAAACACAAGGACAUGUGAGAUCGGAGAAGAGGAGUCCGCUUCGGACGGAAAUGGCGGACGCUUUGGGUUAAAGCCGGCUUUGAGUCUAGGAGUGAUGGGUGCGCACAGUUAGCGCCGCAUGCUUAUUUUAUUUUCACCUGAAGCUUUUAUUGUGUUGGCUUACGAGGCCGGGACACUGGGACGGAUUACCGACUAGGCGGUGAUGAUUCGGAGAUGGGAGUAUCACCUACGGACCCUGAUAUGACCGCCCGUGACCAGGGGGUGAAGCACCCAUCUCCUGGCAGCCUGCCAGUCAUCGCCAGCCCAAAGUACUGCCCGGGGGACCCCAGUGGUGGCGGCUACCUUUGUGAAUCGGGCCACUGCUGUGGGGAAACAGGCUGCUGUACCUACUACUACGAGCUGUGGUGUAAGUGAGGGGAUGCCCUGGUUAUUGGGCCAAGUCGGGACUGUAAGUCAGGGGACACCCUAUGUUAGUGGGGACGAGUCAGGGCUGUAAAUCAGGGGAUGCCCCAUGUUAUUGAGCUGGGUUGAAGCUGUCAGUCAAAGGCCGGCCCGCAUUAGCGGGCCAAGUCAGGGCUAUAAGUCAGGGGACGACCCAUGUUAGUGGGCCGAGUCAGGGCAGCAAUUAAGGAGACGCCCUACGUUAUUGGGUCGGGACAGGACUGUCUGUCAGGGGACGCCUUGUGUUAUUGGGCUGUAAGUCAGGGGACGCCCUGUGUUAUUGGGCUGUAAGUCAGGGGACGCCCUGUGUUAUUGGGCUGUAAGUCAGGGGACGCCCUGUGUUAUUGGGCUGUAAGUCAGGGGACGCCCUGUGUUAUUGGGCUGUAAGUCAGGGGACGCCCUGUGUUAUUGGGCUGUAAGUCAGGGGACGCCCUGUGUUAUUGGGCUGUAAGUCAGGGGACGCCCUGUGUUAUUGGGCUGUAAGUCAGGGGACGCCCUGUGUUAUUGGGCUGUAAGUCAGGGGACGCCCUGUGUUAUUGGGCUGUAAGUCAGGGGACGCCCUGUGUUAUUGGGCUGUAAGUCAGGGGACGCCCUGUGUUAUUGGGCUGUAAGUCAGGGGACGCCCUGUGUUAUUGGGCUGUAAGUCAGGGGACGCCCUGUGUUAUUGGGCUGUAAGUCAGGGGACGCCCUGUGUUAUUGGGCUGUAAGUCAGGGGACGCCCUGUGUUAUUGGGCUGUAAGUCAGGGGACGCCCUGUGUUAUUGGGCUGUAAGUCAGGGGACGCCCUGUGUUAUUGGGCUGUAAGUCAGGGGACGCCCUGUGUUAUUGGGCUGUAAGUCAGGGGACGCCCUGUGUUAUUGGGCUGUAAGUCAGGGGACGCCCUGUGUUUUAUUGGGCUGUAAGUCAGGGGACGCCCUGUGUUUUAUUGGGCUGUAAGUCAGGGGACGCCCUGUGUUAUUGGGCUGUAAGUCAGGGGACGCCCUGUGUUAUUGGGCUGUAAGUCAGGGGACGCCCUGUGUUAUUGGGCUGUAAGUCAGGGGACGCCCUGUGUCAUUGGGCUGUAAGUCAGGGGACGCCCUGUGUCAUUGGGCUGUAAGUCAGGGGACGCCCUGUGUCAUUGGGCUGUAAGUCAGGGGACGCCCUGUGUCAUUGGGCUGUAAGUCAGGGGACGCCCUGUGUCAUUGCGCUGAAAGUCAGGGGACUCCCUGUGUCAUUGCGCUGUAAGUCUGGGGACGCCCUGUGUCAUUGGGCUGAAAGUCUGGGGACGCCCUGUGUCAUUGGGCUGAAAGUCUGGGGACGCCCUGUGUCAUUGGGCUGAAAGUCUGGGGACGCCCUGUGUCAUUGGGCUGAAAGUCUGGGGACGCCCUGUGUCAUUGGGCUCAAAGUCUGGGGACGCCCUGUGUCAUUGGGCUCAAAGUCUGGGGACGCCCUGUGUCAUUGGGCUCAAAGUCAGGGGACGCCCUGUGUCAUUGGGCUCAAAGUCAGGAGAUGCCCUGUGUUAUCAGCUGGGUUGUGGCUGUCAGUCAGAGGAUGCUCUGCAUUAUUGGCCCGGGUCAGAGCUGUAAGUCAGGAGAUGCCCUGCAUUAGCAGACUGGAUCAGGGCUCUUAGUCAGGGGAUAUCCCAUGUUAGUGGGCCAGGGCAGGGCUGUAAGUCAGGGGACACCCCAUGUUAUCAGGCUGGGUAGGGGCUGUUAGUGAGGGGACACCCCGCAUUAUCGGGCCAGGUCAGUGCUAUAAGUCAAGGGAUACCUUGCAUGAGGGGGCCAGGUUUGGGCUAUGUGUACUAGGUUAUGUAGUUUGGGAUCUAGGUCUGAAUUAAUAGCCAUUUACUAUGACCUCCAUACCAUACUUCAAAUGUAACACAUUACACAGUACAAGACUCACCUGAGGAGACAUCCCAUAGACCCGGUUGAGUACCAGUUACUGCUGUCUUCAUUUCCCACGUCUAAAAUGACCUACUUCCAAGAGAAAAUUUCUGCCACCACUGACACUCGCGAGUUAUUCUCCACUUUCAUUGCCCUCCCUUAACCCUCCCCCACCAUCCACCACCCUGUCUGCUGAUGACUUUGCCGCUUUCUCCUAUGAGGUGGCAGCUAUCGACAGCCAGAUAUCCAGACCCUCCACCCACAUGGAUACCUCCUCUUUUUUCCUCAUUCACUUCCCUCUCCACCCACUCAUCCAUCAGCCCACAACUUGCCCUGGAUGCUACUCGUUCCCCCAGGCCAUCUCUCCUACACUUACCCACUUGAUAAACUCAUCUCUUUUGAUCGACACAUUCCCCGUUGCAUUUAAGCAGGCUCAGGUAACAUCGCUUUUUAAAAAACCCUAACUCAAUCAUUUGUUCAGAACUCUUGAAUGUGCGGUCCUCAGGCAAAUCGCUGACUUUUUCCACUAAGAAUAACUUUUCGGACCCUUUUCAGCCUGGUUUCAGACGAGACAUUCGACUGUUGUGAAAACUCAGAGAGCUUCAAGAGCUGCAUCCCAGUCAUCUGCCCUGAUCCUACUAGACCUGUCUGCACCUUUUGACACAGUUAAUCACCAUAUCCUCCAGGCGAAUCCUUCUCAGCUUGCCGUCAGAAGGACUGCCCUAUGCUGAUUUAAUUCAUACCUGUCAGACAGAUCAUUCCAGGUGCCUUAGGCUACAGAAGUAUCUAAGUCACAUCAGCAAUGGCAUCCAGAUCUACUUGAUCUUCUCUCCUGAUGACACCACAGUCUCUGCUUAGAUCUCUGCAUGCCAAGCUGAAACCACACCCUGGAUGAGGGACUAUCACCUCCAUCUUAACCCUCUGGAGUCCGAUGCCACGUAUCUUUCUUGUGUAAUUCAAUUCAUAACUCGCCAAAAUCAUAUUGUAGAAACAAAACGUCAAUUGUCGGAAGUAUUAAAGUUUUUAAAAUUAGGUUAAAUUGACAAAAAAAGUAAACUGUCACCUUACUUUGUUUUCCCUGCAUGGGGGGCGUGUAGUACCGCCUUCACCUGAAGAUCACUAUUCGCAUUAUAAAUAACCGCAUUUCCGCGCAUUCAAAUCGCAAUCGCAUGGUAAUUUGAUGAACAACGCAACAGUGAAACGCGAUCCAGAUACAUCCCAAUCAGCUCCAUAAAAGGGGGAAAGGGGGGGGGGGGUGUGGCCAGGUGUGAAUGGCUCAUUCAUACACAUGAAAGUUGCUGCAUAUUCAAUGAAAGGAGCCCAGAAAUAGGGACAUGAGUUAAGUUAUUCUUAUUUAUUAAUCAAACUGAACUACACCAUUUAGUCAUCUUCAUGUAGCCAAGACUUUGGUGAUCAGAUAUCUGGGAUCAAAACAAACUUCCACCAUUGUUUACUAUGUACUUUUAUAAUGUUUCUGCAAGUGUUCCAAACUGCAUUUUGCAAUGUCUAUACUUUGAUGUCAAAUUACAAACUUCACAUAAAUCUGACAUAUUUACAAAGUACAUUAAAAUAAAGAUGAGCGUAAUGCCAAAACAGAUAUAUAAGAAAUAAUUUAUUAGCCAUGAAUUAAGUUUAUGAUAUUGAAUAAAAUGUGUGAGUAUUCCCCAGUCAGUGAAAGUGUCUUCCCUACCUCUACACCUCAGAGGGUUAACUUCUCCAAGACUGAGCUUCUUGUAUUCCCUGCUAGCCCUACCACCCACCAUGACAUUGUUGUUCAGCUUGGAUCAUCCACACUGUCUCCGUCAAGGUCUGCCAGAAACCUAGGGGGGUUCUGGCUGCUCUGGACCGUGCUGAUCCUGUUCAGCUGCUGCUGCGCUUAUCGGCACCGGCGGGCCAAACUGCGGGUACAGCAACAGCAGCGGCAGCGAGAGAUCAAUCUGAUGGCGUACCAUGGCGCCCGCAGCCAUCCGGCCUCCAUGCUGGACCUCAGUUUCCUGGCCUCCUUCAAACUACCAUCCUACGAGGAGGUGGCGGCACAGCCCCGGACGCCCCCCCCACCAUAUAGCACAGUGUUCGCACUGCACGGGGGCCGGCACACCGAGCACGCUGGACCCAGUGGCCUGGCAUCCUCCCAGAGUUCAGAUAACUACACCAGCUGCUCCUGCGAGUCCUGCUCCAGCGUGUCAGCCAGCAGCAGCUCCAUGUCCAUGCAGGCGACAUAUGAGACCAACACCAGCAAUGCCAGCACGCCGGGGGAGACGGAUGAGUCUCGGGCCCCCAGCGCAGACACAGCUCGGCCUGCAACAGCCUCCCCACCACCCCUGCCCCCUCCCACCCUCACGCCCCCGCAGGUGGCAGAGCAGAGGGAGCGAGAUGCCCCCAUGGAGCAGGCCUCAAACGAGCAAGCCUCCGCAGAGCGCAGCCUGUCCCCGCCCAAACGCACCCUCUUCUCCUCCACUGUGGACUUCUUCGAGCCGGAUACCAGUCACACAUCUGACGCCGAGGAGGAGGACAGCCACGCCGAGGGUGGCCACUUCCGGCACCGGCUGCUGACGGGCGACUCGGGCAUCGAGGUGUGCCGAUGCAAGGUAGAGAGUGAUGACGAGGACGAGGAGGCAGGGGCUGGUGGAAGCACAGAGGCUGGUGAGGGUAUCGCCUUCAUCCACGACAGCGCAGACUGCUCCGGUCGUGCUGAGGUCACCUGCGGGACAAAGGCAGAGGAGGGAGGUGCUGUCUGCGGCAGUGUGAGCCUGGGCUGUGUCGACGAUGUUGUCAUUGCCGUGGAGUCCAUGUAGGCUGAGGAUGGCAGGUGGGAGCCUAGCUCCAUGACUAACAUCCUGCAAAGAGAAGGUGAUUUAGCGAGAAAGCCCAGAGAUUCAUAUAGCUCCCAAGGGACCUGCCGUAGCACUUUUCCAAGUGUGACUCAGAACAAAGAGGAGUUCUGAAGGGCAGUGAAUGCAGGUGCUUCUUUUGGGUGGUCAGCCCGCGUCGCCCUCCUUGGGCGGAGGA
Molecule: messenger RNA, 5470 nt
Organism: Brienomyrus brachyistius
Lineage: Eukaryota; Metazoa; Chordata; Actinopteri; Osteoglossiformes; Mormyridae
Product: WW domain binding protein 1-like
Exons: 6
Coding region: 4096-5256 (386 amino acids)
Source: RefSeq, a predicted model, not a curated record